Messenger RNA from Helianthus annuus (common sunflower), 1207 nucleotides. RefSeq names its product flavonol 3-sulfotransferase. The transcript has a single exon. Gene Ontology annotation, molecular function: sulfotransferase activity. Gene Ontology annotation, biological process: sulfation. The record is from RefSeq and is a predicted model, not a curated record. The coding region runs from base 10 to 1011 and encodes 333 amino acids. Gene Ontology annotation, cellular component: cytoplasm. Lineage: Eukaryota; Viridiplantae; Streptophyta; Magnoliopsida; Asterales; Asteraceae.
CUGUACCUCAUGCAUAUCAAUUGGAUGUUUCUAACAAUCACCAAAACCCAAGUAAUGUCUACUAGAGACAUUGAAGAGAUGAUCAAAACACUUCCUCAACACACCCUUAGCUGGUUGAAAGGCAGGCUAACCUUGUACAACUAUCAAGGCAUAUGGUUCAAUACAAAGCUCCUUGUAGGAGUAAUUUUAGCACAACAAAGCUUCAAGACGCGACCAAGUGAUGUAUUUCUAUGCAGUCAUCCCAAAAGCGGCACAACAUGGCUAAAGGCCAUUGUUUUUGCCAUCAUUACCCGACAAAAGUUUGAUGAAUCCAACACUCCUUUGCUCACAACCAUGCCUCAUAACCUCAUUCCCUCCCUUGAGAAAAAUAUUGAACAAAUUCUAGAAAAUCGCCACAAUGACUCAUGCCUCACAGCCAUAACCACAAACAUUCCUUACAAUAUCCUGCCGGAAUCAAUCCGAGCUUCAAACUGCAAGAUAGUUUACAUAUAUCGGAAUAUAAAAGAUGUCAUAGUUUCUUAUUACCAUUUCUUGUGCGGAAUACAUAAAGUACCCAUAGAAGAUGCCCCAUUUGAGGAGGCAGUUGAUGAGUUUUGUCGGGGUAUCAAUGGUUCUGGACCAUAUUGGGAUCAUAUCUUAGGAUAUGCAAAAGCAAGCUUGGAGAGGCCCGAUAUAACUCUUUUGUUGAAAUAUGAAGAUAUGAUAAAGGAUCCUACAAGCAAUGUGAAGAGACUUGCGAAGUUCAUUGAGUAUCCCUUUACAGCGCAAGAAGAGAAAGAAGGUGUGAUAGAAAGCAUUAUAAAGAUGACUAGUUUUGAGAAGCUGAGCAACUUAGAAGUAAACAAAAGUGGUCUUCAACAAGGAGAACGAGUUGUUGUGCCUGAAAACCGACUCUACUUUAGGAAGGGUAAGGUUGGAGAUUCGGAGAACCACUUCACGGAUGAGAUGAAUGAAAAGAUUGACAAACUUAUUGAUGAGAAAUUAGGUCACACCGGCUUAGUUCUAAAAUGACAAGCUCAAGACUCUACACUAAAGUUCAUGGUUUUAAACUAUAUAAUGUUUUAAACUUAGAAGUAAACAAAAGUGCUCUUCACAUUUGGUCUCUCUUUGAAUGUUUACUUUCCAUCUAUAACUAUGUGAUGUUCUUUCUUUCAUAUUUAAACUAUGUUGUUGUAUAUCUAUUAAUAAUAUCAGUUUCUUUGCUUAA